AUGACAGUAUUUGGACUUGAGAAAAUACUGUCCAUGUGUCAUACUGCAUGGCAACCUUUCUAUCUCAGAAAUACCAAGCUUGUUGUCGACGCUUUAGAUUUAACUGGUUAUUUAUGUAAUGAAUUUCAAUUUUCGAUAUACGGAGGAGAGAAUCUUUCAUUCGCCUGGAAGAUACGUUCAUUAUUUUUGAAUUUAAAGAGUCACGAGGUGGAACCCUACUUCAUCUUCAGGGGUCGCCACGACAAGACUGACAACCAGGUGUUAAUUAGAAUUAAGAGAGCCUCAAAGACUUUGAUGGAUAUUCUUAAUGCUGUGGAGUUGUGUAAUCUUGAUAGAAUUCCUCAGAUUAUGAGCAUCGCAUCCACAAGUGUUUUUCUGGAUGUUUUAAUGGAAUUUGAAUGGAGCUAUGUGAAGACGAAAUACUCGUCUUUCCCAGUUUGUACCAAUAUCGCUGCCUUGUUACACUGUCCAGUUAUUGCUUCGACUUCCGACUAUCUAAUAACUAUUUCAAUGAAGCAAAAUGCUGUAAAUGACUCAGUUUCUGAGUCACAUGUAGCACCAGCAUAUGUUCCACUUAACCUUACUUGCAUUUAUCCUAGUAUAUUGAAUCCUUCAAGUCGAAACUCCGAUUGUGACUUGGAAAACAAAUAUGGAAGUGCAGUACUAACCCAUAAAUUUAUUCAUCAGCAGUCGGAUUUGGCAAAGAUAUCUAACUUCCACUUACCGUUGUUUGCUACCUUACUUGGGGUGGAUACUUUUCCUCGUCUUCGAAUUCCUUUACACCUACAAGAGAGAAUUAAAGUCAGUGACCAACCGUAUCAAGUGAAUAAACGAUGGUCUGUUCUCAUAGACUGGUUUUCAAAAUUCCAUCCAGAUUCAAUGAAGCCGCUAGAUGAAAUUGUCAACUGUUACCCGAUUGGUCGACAUGCUUCUAUAUUGAAAGAUUUAAUGGUUGGUGUUUCUCGUUUUAUUUGCCCUUUACAUGAAAGUAAUGAAGUGAUGAGUUUUUUGCUUCAGAAAAGCUCAAGUUUUCCUUCAAAACCUCCACUUGUAACUACCACUUUCUCACUAAAAUCGAGUAAAAACUUUAAAUUUCAAGAUGUAGUGGAUUUGCUAAAAGGUACUAAAACACCUGAUUUAUCACACGAAGACUUCACAAGUGGUUGGCCUCAUCACCUUCUUGAUGCUUUCAGAAGCUGUAGGAUAAAUCCACCUUCAUGUGUUUAUUUGUCUUCAGGUGUAUUUCUACCCACUACUAUUGAAGAUCCCAAGUGUCCAUUUUCUGUCUAUGACUCCAGCUUCCUAAUUCGAAGACUACAUUAUCAAGUAUAUGUGACGUUGGAGCACAACUUAGGCAUGCAAAAUAAACUGCAUGGAUUAAAUCCUGAUGUUGUUGAAUAUGCCAGACGAGAGGAUAAACUAGUGAUCUAUCGUAUCCCUAUAAUACCGCUUUCUUUAGAUUUCAACAAAGUCACCACAGAUGAAGUCAUUACUUCUAUGCUUGGUUUCGAAACACUGCCAAACAACAACCUAAUCCCUGAACCCCUUCAUAGCCUUGCAAUUGUUUUAGCACUGUGGUUCCAGCAGUUAAAAUACACUUCCCUUGAAACUCCGCAUGACUUCAACGAAUCAACUGUUGGACUUGCAGUUGCUGCUUGUGCUGUUGCAAACAUAUACAAUGAAGAUAUAUCCGGAGAGGAAUUGUGCAAAUAUUAUGAAAGCUUAAGUAAAAUAUCUUCAGAGCCGAUUACUUCAGGUGCUUCUGCUUCCUUAUACAGGCCUUACAUUGUACACAGUUUUAAUGCUAUUCAGUCAACCUAUUUUUGUCUCAGGGAUCUUGUUAUGUCUCUCAAUUGUCUCGUGCCGAGUGUUAAGCAGUCGAACUACUUUUCAUUCGUUCCAUUUUGGAAACUGUUCCCUUCUGGACAUUUGGUACACUUUCUAUGUAGUCAGUUGGUCAAUAUAGAUCCUUCAAAAAGACGAUACUCGAUUACUCGAUUAUGGAUUCCUAGACUUUUGUACUGUAAGAAACUGGAUUUUGACGCAGCAGUAA
Messenger RNA from Heterobilharzia americana, 2053 nucleotides. NCBI's taxonomy places the organism in Eukaryota, Metazoa, Platyhelminthes, Trematoda, Strigeidida, Schistosomatidae. The record is from the annotation of a GenBank genome assembly.